AUGUCAAUUGGCGGAGCAGUCAGUGCUUUGGACGCAGAUGCAUGGGUGGGGGAGGAGCCUGGGGUGGUCUUUGACGAAGGCAAGCGGGAACAGGCCACGGCAACACAGAACGUAGUGCAAGGGCUUCAACCGGACCUAUCCUCAGGUCGAGCACGUCUGCCGGCAUCUUAUGAAACAGACCCCAAUGCUAGGCCGUCGGUUUCUUUUUCGUUUGGCACGGCAGAUGGAAGUGAACACUCUUUGACUUCUGCUGCCUGGCUCGAUGGCUCCUUGGCGAGCAGGAGAUUGAACUGCAGUCAGUUCAAAUGGAAACAGCGCAACAGCUUCAACAGCCGGGAGGCGGAACAGACGCUGUUUUGGGUGCCAGCAGUGGAGGCCGGGCACCCUGUGUGGCCUUCGCUUGACGCCCAUGAAGUGGAGGAACUCAUGAAUGCAGCCGAGCUAUUGGCAAACUAUGCAGCACACAGAUUGGCAAUGCCAUGUAGUAGAUGCACGGCUAGCUACUUGCUUGUGAAGCUGUCGUCUUUGCUUAUGGCAUUUGACUACCUGGUUUGCGCAGCUGAGCUCCUAGGGGAAAAGAUGAAUACCGGCAAAUGGUGGCCUGAAUUUGUGCAACUGUUCCGCACGGAUUAUCGCCUUUCUGAAAUAGGAGGAACUCGCGUAGGAAGAAUGCGGAAAAGGCUGGUCAAUCGAUUGAGUGCUGCACUGGCAAUAUAUAAGCAAGGAAAACGCCCAGCACCCAAGGAAAUCAUUGAGCUGAAGAGGGUCGGUCUUACCCAGGUCUCCAAAGACAGCCACAUGUCGCAUCGGCUGUGGCAGCUCUGGAUACAGGAUGAUAAGGAUUUCACUUACUCUAGUAGUGGUAGUGAAAGUUCUGACAGUCAAGCGGACGAUGAACGAGAAGCAAAACUACCAUGA
Messenger RNA from Eimeria mitis, 918 nucleotides. RefSeq lists its product as uncharacterized. NCBI's taxonomy places the organism in Eukaryota, Apicomplexa, Conoidasida, Eucoccidiorida, Eimeriidae. The transcript is spliced from 3 exons. The record is from RefSeq and is a predicted model, not a curated record. Bases 1 to 918 code for a protein of 305 amino acids.